AUGAAGGUUUUCACAGUUGUGCUCCGCGCGGCACUCGUUGCCCCAGCGGGCGGAGGUACCGAGAAUAGAUCGUCGUUAGGCAACAACAACGACAACAACAGCAGCAAAAGUGAGGAGGAGGGGGCACCGCGGGCUCACUCGCCCAUCAGGCGAGACCCCCAACCCACCAUGCGCCGCUCCCUGCCGAGCGCUACGGUGAUAAAUAGAGAGGCUGUGGGUUCAGGCUGUGCGAAACCCCAACUGACGUCCGCGCGUGAAGCACGACGGCUGUUAUUAGUCUCGGAGUGCGACACUGAGGUGGACAAGCCGAACCGCAAUGAGAAUGACGACAACUCCCCCUCACCCGAAGCACCGCAUGAGAAGGCUGUGCGCCGAAAGUCCAUAGUAGAUGACCGGAGGGGGACAUCCGAAGGCUCGCUGGGACUGAGCUGCAGCGCUGAAGCGGCAACUGUGGAGAAGAAGAAAACAAAGAAGACACCGUACGACCCGCUGAAGGGAUGUACAUUUGCCCCGGCAAUUAACAAGAAAAUUUACCGGACCUCAUCCGCACACCUUGUUAGUGCUGAAAAAGAGAAACAAGGGGAAAAGGCGGGUGAGCAACAAUCGCGGCGUAAGGUUCCCGGUGUGGUGCCCUACAAGUCGAAAGAGGAGCGAGAGAUGGAGGAAUGCACAUUUGCCCCCGAAACCGCUCGCUUUCACAAGGGUCGCGACUCAUUGGCGUGGUGGACGCGUGAGCCGUUCAUCGGCCGCAGCGGUGAGACAACAUCCUCCAUUGCUGCAGAGGAAGAGAGGUCUAUCGACGGCAGUGCCUGUGAUGGCGUCUCCAGUCGUCCUCAACAGCAGCAGCAGCAGCAGAGGCAAGUCUGGGCUUCACGGGCAUCACCGGUGCCACUUACAAUUGGGUUCGAUAAGGCUGUACAGCGGAUGAUGGAGGCACGGAAGAAGUGCCGACCCAAGUUUGAAGAAAUGCUUCGCUCCACCAAUGAGGAGCCACACAAGCCCCUCCGCCCAACUGUUGUGGAGCCCUUCACGCUGCAUGCCGAAGCUCGGCACCUGCGACGAGAACAUCAGAAGCCGGUGCUGUACGUUGAUGUGGAUCUUCCGAGUGGAAAGACAGGCCGCAUCGGCGUCCACCGCGGCGACAAAGCGGCAGAUCUCGCCAGGGGGUUUGCCCAUGCUUACAGACUGGGCGAUGAGCUGCGGGAACGUCUUGAGUGCGUUUUGACUGAGAAAAUUAACGAACUCUUGAGAGAAAACGUCCGCACAUUGUGGCUUUGA
Messenger RNA from Trypanosoma grayi, 1278 nucleotides. RefSeq lists its product as hypothetical. The coding region runs from base 1 to 1278 and encodes 425 amino acids. The record is from RefSeq and is a predicted model, not a curated record. Lineage: Eukaryota; Euglenozoa; Kinetoplastea; Trypanosomatida; Trypanosomatidae. The transcript has a single exon.